Habropoda laboriosa is the source of this 906-nucleotide messenger RNA. It is a transcript of the gene Jhbp1, whose product is annotated as circadian clock-controlled protein. The transcript is spliced from 5 exons. Bases 1 to 738 code for a protein of 245 amino acids. The record is from RefSeq and is a predicted model, not a curated record. NCBI's taxonomy places the organism in Eukaryota, Metazoa, Arthropoda, Insecta, Hymenoptera, Apidae.
AUGAUCAGAGCAACGUUGUACCUUCUAAUGGUCGCGUCUGGUGCCACCACUCUCUCCGCCGACUCGAAUCCCGAGUAUGUGAAACAGUGUUCGAGAAGCGAUCCAAAGCUGAAAACCUGUCUGAUCGAUGCCCUGCACCAUCUGAGACCGUACUUGAGUGUUGGGAUACCGGAAAUCGAGUUGCCUUCCGUGGAACCGUUUCGCAUGGACGAGCUGACUCUCUCCCUGACAGGUGGUAUAAACGGUUACAAGGUACAACUGCGCGAAUUGUUCGUAAAGGGAGCGAGUAACUAUACUGUGGAGGACAUUAAACUUGGCUCACCCUUCGAAGCCAUUGUACGAAUGCCAGCCCUCAUCUUGGAUGCGCAUUAUUCCAGUUCUGGAGUGCUAAUUAUUCUACCAGCCAGUGGUAAUGGAACAUUUCACGCGCGAUUCGACGAUGUUAGAGCUCUAGUCAAAGGCACCGUCUCGACGAAAAUGCGAGAUGGAAAGACGUAUCUCAACGUGGAGAAUCUCGACGUUGUUCUGGACGUGAAGAACGUGCAAAUGAGGGUCCGCAAAAUUUUUAAUAACAAUCGGAUUCUCACGGAGGCAACCAACCUGUUUCUUCGAGAGAACGGACAAGAAGUGUUGAAGGUGAUGGAACCCCAGCUGAAAAGGAAGCUGUCGGUACUUUUCGCCGGCAUCGUCAAUCAAUUGUUACGUCACGUGCCAGUGGAAGUGUUUCUGCUGCCUUAAAUUUCACGUUUCUCCCUCGAUAUCUCGCGAGAGGAAGCAAAAAGAAAGAAACGAAAGACAAGCUGUUCGAAUUAUAGCACAUUCUACUUUGUACAUAGAGUUACAACACCACUAAUGAAUCAUAACUUGGGUCAUAUCAAGAGGAUAAAGAAAGGACAGUAUUGUUAC